CUCUAGUUUUAGAGCAAUGACGUUCACUACAGCCAUGUGACUGUUAACAUGUCAAAAUUCUCCGUGUUGCUUCUUGCUUAAAACCAUGUUCUACCAAUUAAACAAUAAAUAAAGAAGACAGAAAUUCGUGAAAGAUAAUGGCGGACGUAGAGUCGAAUGAUAAUACCCCGGCCAAUAACGCAAUAAAAAUGAAAGUAGAGGAGCCAAAGGACGAGUGUCCGUCCAAACAAGAAAAAACACCAAAUAAAGUCGACAACCCCGAAGAUCUUAAAAUAUGUGCCCCAUCGAACCCGUUCAAGUCCACCAAUUCAAAUCCAUUCUCUCUGGAGCACAGCAAAUUCGGAAAAAACAUUCUGAAGCCAUCUCUUUUGAGUGUAAACUCGUCUGCACCGACUUCCAGCACCUUUGUCCUUAGACAAAGCAGUUUUAACCCGUUUAGUAAGCCUGCUAAUGAAACUGAUAAUAAAAGUGAUAAUAGUGAUAAGAAACUUGUGAAUGGUGAAGUCAGAUUUGUACCCCUUAUAAAAAGUGAUGCUAAACCUCCUCAAGCUGUAGAACCUAUAUCGACUAGCACUACAGCAACUACCAAAGCAACCCCCACAUUUGUAUUUGGACAAAACCUCCAAGAUAGAGUCAUUGCAGACGUAAUUACUGAGGCAUCACCUUCUACAAGCAGUGAAUCUACUACCAAUGGAGAUACCUCAAGUAGUAGUGAUAUGUUAUUCAGUUCAGCAGUUAAAAGUGACGCAAAGCUAGAAAAUGCAACAAAAGAUAAAGAUACAAAGUCCCUUACUGAGUCAGCAAGACAAUAUGAGGAGUCUAGGGCUAAUAAGAGAAAGUACGAGGAAGUACAAGUGAAGACUGGAGAAGAGGAGGAGACAAACAUAUUGAGUAUAUCAUGUAAAUUAUUUUAUUUCGAUAAGGCAUCCAGUAACUGGCAGGAGAGAGGUAGAGGGACUUUGAGAUUGAAUGAUUUUGAGACAGAUGACAACCACGUUGGCAGUAGGAUAGUUUUUAGGGCAGCCGGGAGUUUAAGAGUCAUAAUAAAUACUAAGAUUUGGGCCGAAAUGACCAUAGAUAAAGCCAGUGACAAAAGUAUUAGGUUAACAGCGUUAGAUUCAAAUGGAGAAGUAAAAGUUUUCCUUAUAAUGGCAAAUAUAGAUGAUUCCAGACAGCUUUAUACCCAUUUACAGUUGCGCCUAGAAAAUGAAAUAUCACUACAAAAAAGGAAAAAGCUCCAAACAGAUAAACCAGAAGAAGAAAAGUGAUCUUUUUCAUUUUAGCGCUAAGUUCUUUUGAUGACAGUGACGGACAAUGAUGAAGUGUAGGAAUGCCGCGACCGAAACUAAAUCUUUAAGAUUGUUUUUAUUAAUUUUUUUUUGUAAUAUGUACCAGCAGUUGAUGAGACUUAACAUUAAUGUUGGUUUAUUUUCUAUUAAGGUAGUACUGAUUAUAUUUUUUUGCUUUA
Molecule: messenger RNA, 1468 nt
Organism: Anthonomus grandis grandis
Lineage: Eukaryota; Metazoa; Arthropoda; Insecta; Coleoptera; Curculionidae
Gene: RanBP3
Product: ran-binding protein 3
Exons: 5
Coding region: 138-1268 (376 amino acids)
Biological process (GO): protein export from nucleus
Cellular component (GO): nuclear pore; cytoplasm
Molecular function (GO): GTPase activator activity
Source: RefSeq, a predicted model, not a curated record